CCUGCAUCCAAGACCACUCCAGUAGGGACCUAAUGCCACCUACCUGUGCUGUCAAAGCCUCUUCCUGUCCCCUCCUCCCUCCAGAGAAUCUAGUUUUAGACAGGAAUGCUGUCAGCCUACCCUGACAGGGCACGGGCAGGAGCCUAAGCCCCAGGCCCCCACCCUGAACAGUCCCAGGCAGCUUGGGCCCCCAGCUCCCCUUCUGCUAUGAAACGGACACCUCUCCAUCUUUAUUAUUUUUUGGAUUUUAUUUAUUUAUUCAUGAGACAGGCAGGCUCGCUCCCUGCAGGAAGCCUGAUGCAGGACUCAAUCCCAGGACCCAGGGAUCACACCCUGAGCCAAAGGCAGACACUCAACCACUGAGCCACCCAGGUGUCCCAACACCUCGCCAUCUUUAAACCACCUCCCCCAUCCCCAGUGUGUCACCCCUGUGGCUCCCCCUGAGACUUCUCAGCCCCUGCAGGGUUUAUGGUCCUACUUAUUAACUAGUUAAGUGAGGCCCUGCUGCCUUCAGCACUCCUCCCCACCCACCUCCCGCCCCAGCAUCUGUCCCCACACCACCCCCACCCCCAGCUGUCCCAAGUAACACUCCCAUCCCCAUCUUGUGACCCUCCUGGGACAGCAUCCCAUUGCUGCUGUGACACCUGGCUCUGUGAUCCCUCCACCUCCCUGGGCUCCAGCUCCCCUUCCGACACCCGUCCAGUCCCUGUCUAUACACACCUGCCCCAGCUUGGACCAUCUUGCCUGACCCAUUGUUCUCAGGUCACAGUCCCCGGUCUCCAUAUUCUGAGACUUUCACGUGCCUCUGCUCAGGUGCCUACCUGAUGCCACCCCUGAAUACCAUCACCUUGCCAGUAUGUGCGAAAACGAACGCACCGGGCAGCCUGGGUGGCUCGGGAUGUAGCGCCGCCUUCAGCCCGGGGCGUGAUCCUGGGAACCCGGAAUCGAGUCCCACGUCGGGCUCCCUGCGUGGAGCCUGCUUCUCCCUCUGCCUGUGUCUCUGUCGCUCUCUGUGUCUCUCAUGAAUAAAAUCUUUAACAUUAAAAAAAAAAAAAAGAGCACGCCCUCCUUCCUUGCUCCGCCCCCAGCACGCACAUCAUCCUAACCUCUAGCGACCGUGACUUCGGAGGUACCUUGCCCGGUGGUAGGCCGGGGGUCCGCAGGGCAGCUCGGCCCGUUUCAGGGCGCCUUCAAGGACAAGGUCAGCCGCAAGCCAUCCCAGGUGCCACCAUCCUCCCAGGCUUCCAAACCAGAAGCCCGUGCACCUCCGCAGGACCCUCCGCGCCCCGAGUGCAGCGGGGGCAGGGCCCCGGAGGCCGGAUCGCCGGGGGGGCGGGCCCUGGGUCCUCGGCUCCGGAUUGGUCAGCGCCGCCGGAAGGGGGCGGUCCCCUAGCCCGGAAAGGACCGGACUUCCCGGAGGCGGCAAAUCCGGAGGAGCCGCGGCCGCCUUGAUGCUGCCCGCGGGCUGCUCGCGCCGGCUGGUGGCCGAGCUGCGGGAUGCCCUGGACGCCUGCGCUGAGCGACAGCGGCGGCUGGAGCGGAGCCUGCGCGCGUGCCGCCGGCUGCUGCGGCCCUGGGAAGCGGCCGAGCUUCCGGCUGCGAAGCCAACCCCGGCGCCGGAAACUCAGGAAGAGGCCCCGUCUCCGGCAUGCACGCCUAGCCCUCAAGACCUCAAGGAAUUGGAGCUUCUGACCCAGACACUGGAGAAGGCUGUACGGGUGAGGAAAAGCGUGUCUAAGGCUGCAGAAAGACACAAGGCCCUCAGCCUGAAGUCUGGGCCCACUGCCCCUUCUCCUGCCACCGCAGCCUCUGCCCCAUCCCGGGUCUCAGGCCAGCCUGGCAGGCGAGCCUCAGAGACAAAACCACUCAGGGGCAUCCAUCAGACCAGGGUACCUGCCAAGGGCCUCCCCGAGUGCAGGCUCCCGUCAGCGGGGGAUCACACCUGCAAGGGGAGGGGAGCCCGAGCCACCAAGCCUGGACCAGGCCUCGGGGACCAACUUCCACUGGCUGCUCCUCCGGCCCCGGAAGCUUUCACAUUGAAGGAGAAGGGGGUCCUGCUGAAGUUACCUGCGGCCUACAGGAAAGCAGCCUCCCAGAACUCCCGCCUGUGGACCCAGCUCAGCUCUACACAGACCAGUGACUCCGUGGAUGCUGCUACCAAUGCCAAAACCCAGUUCCUCCAGAAAAUGAAGAUGGCUUCAGGCUGGCCUGGCUCUGGGCUCAGUGCUGCAGAGGUGGAGGCGGAGGCGGGGCUCCUAUGGAAGGCCUGCUCGCUGCUGAGACAGCGAAUGGAGGAAGAGCUCUCCGCAGACUGUGCUGACUGGGUUCAGGAGUACCACUGCCUGCUUACCCUAGAGGGGCUGCAGGCCAUCACGGGGCAGUGUCUUCACAGACUGCAGGAGCUGCGUGCUGAAAUGGUGGGACAGCAGUUGGAGCCAUGGCCUGAGGGGAGAUGCCCCAGAGCCUCAGAGUCCUGUGAAGGAAGACCAGACCCUACCUGGAGCUCACAGCUGCUUCUGUACUCCAGCACCGCGGAGCUGCAGACCCUGGCCGCCCUCAGGCUGCGAGUGGCCAUGCUGGAGCAGCAGAUCCACCUGGAAAAGGUCCUGAUGGCCGAACUCCUCCCACUGGUGAGCACACCAGAGGCACAGGGGCCGCCCCCACUGGCACUCUGCCGAGCCGUGCAUAGCCUGCUCUGUGAGGGAGGUGAGCGCUUCCUCACCAUCCUUCGAGACGAACCUGCCAGCUGAGCCCUUCCCAUGGCCAGCGACCACCCACCUUGCCUAUUCCCAGGCACAGGACCCUGGCAUGAGGGUGCACUUGUCCUGACCCUCAGACCACUGGGAGACCACCACCACCCCUUCUCCGUUAGGUGAACGGGGAUUGAGAAGGUCUGGUCAGCCUGGGGGCCCAGGGAUGGCUGUAGCCACCCCGGAAACCAGGGCUGCCAGGUGGGCUGCGGACAGCCUCGUGGCUCUUGCUGAGGAUCCCAGGGCCCUUCUCGCAGCAGCUAAAGCUGACAGGCCUCUGCAUGGCAUGCACAUCAGAGGCCUGCGGGCUUUUUUCUCAGCUACCUCUGUUUUUCCUUGUUUUAGACUUAAAAGCCACUUGUGUGACAUUAAAACUACUUCAGGAAGUAUAUUCAAAAUGGGA
Messenger RNA from Nyctereutes procyonoides (raccoon dog), 3153 nucleotides. RefSeq names its product tubulin epsilon and delta complex 2 (gene TEDC2). The record is from RefSeq and is a predicted model, not a curated record. The transcript has 10 exons. NCBI's taxonomy places the organism in Eukaryota, Metazoa, Chordata, Mammalia, Carnivora, Canidae. Bases 1452 to 2750 code for a protein of 432 amino acids.